GGUCUGGCCAAGCAGGGCAAUUGACCGGGAUUAUUCAGGAACCAACUCUCGGCUCAUUUUAACUUCCCACCCCCUGUCCAGCAGCAGCAGCUUUUGAACCUUCAUCUCCCCCCACCCGUCUCUCCUUUCCUUCCGCGAUCUUUCAAGCAACAACGACGCUUUUCGCGAUCACAUCCACUCUUUUGGAGAUCUUGCAUCUCAGUUCACUCCUUUGAACCGCGCGCGACAAACUAUUCCGUUCUCUCGAGACGAUCGCAAGCUUCAAUUACAACCGCACUCCUUUCCCAAUUGCGACAUUGGACCAUCUACAGCGCCUCAGGCCCUGACGACCACUCACGAAACCAACGACAUCUGGAUAGAAAAAAAAACAACCACACAAAACAAACCGUCACCAUGCAGCUCACUCACUUCCUUCUGCUCGCCGGUGCGCUCGGCGCCACCGCGCACCCGUCGGGCCAUGCUCACCUCCACCGCAGCGUCCAGGCUAGGCGCGAUGGUCCGGCCCACGUCAAGAACGUCCACAACAGGCCAAUCCCCAAGUCUGCCGCCGCCGCCGCCAAGGUCGCCGACCCAGCCCCGAGCGUCGCUCCUUCCCCGAAGCCGAAGCCCUCUGAGGAUAACGAGUCCGAGUCGGACGAGUUCAUUCCCUUCUGCGGCGGCACCUCGAGCAAGUCGAAGCGUGUCACGUACGAGCAGGUCAUGUACACUGGAAACCAAGGCACCAACAACGGCUGCGAGUGGAACUCCAACCUGAUGUUGGUCCCCAACAGCAUCGCCGACAAGUACAAAUACGUCCAGGAGUACAAGAACGUCGCCGACGAGACGUACCAGGUCAUCUGCGCCAACAAGAUGGGCGCUGACGGCGGGCUUACCGGCAUGUUCGAGGUCGAGGGCCAGAAGCAGCUGAUCUUCAACCUCGAGCCCGGCGAGACCAAGACUGUGGUGGCCGACAAGAACACCCAGGGUGUCUGCGCCUUUGCGCCCGGGAAGAUCCAGAAGACCCUCCACGGCCAAUACGCCGGUGUCUGGGCCGAGUUUGACUUCGAGAACACUAGCAACACGGGCUGGUCCGGUGCCGACUGCUCUUCCCUCGUCGCCCAGCACUACAAGCUGGACGUUCCCGGCUGCCGCAUGUCGGAGGGUGGCGUCGACUCGACCAUUCUCGCCGGCGGCAUUGGCGACAACGCCUACACCAAGGGCAUGGAGAAGCUCGACGGCAUUGGCCUCAACAUCGUCCCCGGCAAGACCGUCAUCAAGGUCUACGUCGGUUUCUCUUAGAUUGGGGGUUCCGGUUUUCUCAUUCUCCACGACUGACGGUGUCGAUACGACAAUUUAAUGGCGCCUGAUAGGGGUCGACGCUUCUGCUUUUGUGUGCACCCGGUUUGCUUUUCUGUUCGCUAUAUCCAUGGUUUGGCUGGGACAAAGUAUUGGCUGGGCUCUCCUGGAAACAAGG
Messenger RNA from Chaetomium fimeti, 1453 nucleotides. RefSeq lists its product as uncharacterized. The transcript has a single exon. The coding region runs from base 394 to 1278 and encodes 294 amino acids. NCBI's taxonomy places the organism in Eukaryota, Fungi, Ascomycota, Sordariomycetes, Sordariales, Chaetomiaceae. Gene Ontology annotation, molecular function: IgE binding. Gene Ontology annotation, cellular component: extracellular region. The record is from RefSeq and is a predicted model, not a curated record.